Thermothielavioides terrestris NRRL 8126 is the source of this 1590-nucleotide messenger RNA. RefSeq lists its product as uncharacterized. Gene Ontology annotation, molecular function: fumarylacetoacetase activity. The coding region runs from base 251 to 1561 and encodes 436 amino acids. The transcript has 2 exons. The record is from RefSeq and is a predicted model, not a curated record. Lineage: Eukaryota; Fungi; Ascomycota; Sordariomycetes; Sordariales; Chaetomiaceae. Gene Ontology annotation, biological process: L-phenylalanine catabolic process; homogentisate catabolic process; L-tyrosine catabolic process.
UCCAUUGGGAAGCGACUUGCGGCAUUCGGCAAUCGGCUUUCGAUUCGGCAAGUGGGACGGGGUGUGGGUACACGGCGGGUGCUGUGGGGCAGCGGGUUGCAUCGGGAGAUGCCCCGCGUCCUACAAAAACGGCCCGAGAGAUGGAUUGAGCAGAUCAAGCAGACCAAGCAUAUCAAGCAGACCAAGCAGACCAAGCAGGCCAAGCAAACGGUUCUCAUCGUCGUCAUCGUACGCCACCCGGUCAACCACGAUGGCUAGCUCGUGGGUGCCGGACGUCGACCCGGCCAGCGACUUCUCGCUGGCCAACAUCCCGUUCGGCAUCAUCUCGACUCCCGACAACCCCGCCCCGCGCGUGGCCGUGGCCAUCGGCUCGCACGCGCUCGAUCUCGCCGCGCUCGCCGCCCACUCGGACAUCCUCACCACCCUCUUCCCGGACAUCCCCGCCCUCGCGGACGCCGUCUCCCAGCCGACGCUCAACGCAUUCGCCGCGCUGGGCCGGCCCGUCCACCGGCGCGUGCGCGCCGGCCUGCAGGACCUGCUCUCGACCACGGGCUCGCGCGCGCCGCUCCUGCGCGACGACCCCGGCCUCCGCGCGCGCGCCCUGCGCCCCCUGCGCGAGGUCGCCAUGCACCUGCCCAUGGCCGUCGGCGACUACACGGACUUCUACGCCGGCUACCACCACGCGCACGCCGUCGGCACCAUGUUCCGCGGCCCAAACGCCGCGCUGCAGCCCAACUACCUGCACCUGCCCGUCGGCUACCACGGCCGCGCCUCCAGCCUCGUGGUCUCGGGCGCGCCCGUGCGCCGGCCCGUCGGGCAGAUAUUGCUGCCGGGCCCGGAGGGGGCAGGGGAGGCGAGCCGGCCGGCGACGGGCCCGUCGCGCAAGCUGGAUUUCGAGCUGGAGCUGGGCUGCUUUGUCGGCAGGGGCAACGAGAUGGGCAGGGCGGUGCCGGUGGGCGAGGCGGAGGAGUGCAUUUUCGGGUACGUUCUGCUGAACGACUGGAGUGCGAGAGAUAUUCAGAAGUGGGAGUACGUGCCGCUGGGGCCGUUUAAUGGCAAGAACUUUGCGACCACCGUCAGCCCGUGGGUGGUGCUCGCCGACGCGCUCGAGCCGUUCCGGACGAGGCCCAUCGAGAACCCGACGGAGCUGCAGGACUAUCUGAAAGAGGGGAGGGAGGACAGUGUCUUUGACAUCCGGCUAGAGGUGGAUUUGACGACCGCCGAGGGCGACACCACGACCAUCGCGCGCACCAGCUCCAAGCACCUGAUCUGGUCGUUCCCGCAGAUGAUUGCGCACCACACAGUGGGCGGCUGCCCGCUGCGCACGGGCGACCUGCUCGGCUCCGGCACCAUCAGCGGACCCGGCGGCGCCGGCGAGCGGGGCAGCCUGCUGGAGAUGACGGAGAACGGGAAGAAGGAGGUGUUGUUGGCCGGGAUGGACGCGCGCACGUUCCUCAAGGACGGCGACAGCAUCACGCUGCGGGGGUUCUGCGGGCCCGACGGCGCGAGGGUCGGCUUCGGCGAGUGCAGGGGCCGUAUCUACAGCGCCGUGCAGCGGUGAUGAGGGCGGGUGCAUGAGAAGCACAGGAG